Messenger RNA from Populus nigra (black poplar), 3201 nucleotides. Its product is annotated as pentatricopeptide repeat-containing protein At5g66520-like. NCBI's taxonomy places the organism in Eukaryota, Viridiplantae, Streptophyta, Magnoliopsida, Malpighiales, Salicaceae. The transcript has 4 exons. Gene Ontology annotation, molecular function: protein binding; RNA binding; zinc ion binding. The record is from RefSeq and is a predicted model, not a curated record. Gene Ontology annotation, biological process: RNA modification. The coding region runs from base 62 to 1870 and encodes 602 amino acids.
CUACUUUUUAAAAAUAUAGUUAAACAUCACCAGAAGGUAGUCCUCUUCAAAAACUCGACAAAUGAUUUUGUCUCGAAACCUAAUAUCCUUAUCCCAAACAAAGCAAGCCCAUGCUCGCAUCAUUGUCUCCGGUCUCGCAGGCAAAGCAUCCCUUAUGGGUCAUCUCCUUUCUUUCCUUGCUAUAUUCCCUUCCAGCCCUUUUGAUUACUCCCUCUCUAUUUACCGUACAAUAAAAAACCCAAACGUUUUUGCCUCCAAUAACAUGAUUCGGUGCUUUGCCAAGAGCGACAUGCCUCUACAAUCACUUGCUCUUUACUCUAGUGUCUUAAGAAACUGUGUAAGACCCAAUAACUAUAGUUUUACUUUUCUCUUGCAAGCUUGUAGUAAGGGUUUGGGUUUGGAUGAAGGGGUUCAAGUUCAUGGGCAUGUGCUUAAACUUGGUUUUGGUGAGGAUGUUUAUGUGAGAAAUGCAUUGAUCCAUUUAUAUUCUUCUUGUUGUAGAACUGAGAGUUCAAAACAAGUGUUUGAUGAAAGUCCGCAUCAUUGUGACGUUGUUACUUGGAAUGUAAUGUUGGCUGGUUUUGCAAGAGAUGGGCAGGUUAGUGUUGUACAGAAAUUGUUUGAUGAAAUGCCUGAAAGAGAUGUCAUUUCGUGGAAUACGAUGCUUAUGGCCUAUGUUCAUAAUGGGAAGCUUGGAGAAGCCUUAGAGUCUUUUAAGAGGAUGAGAGAGAGUGGGUUAGUACCAGAUGAGGCCACGUUGGUGACAAUGCUCUCAGCAUCAGCACAAUUAAGUUUGCUUGAACAUGGUCAGUCGAUUCAUUCAAUUAUAGAUUCUUUGAGUCUCCCGAUGACUAUUAGCAUCGGGACUGCGCUUCUGGACAUGUAUGCAAAAUGUGGAUGCAUUGAACAGUCUAGGCUUUUGUUUGAAAACAUGCCUCGAAGAGAUGUUUCUACAUGGAAUGUUAUGAUUUGUGGAUUGGCCUCGCAUGGACUUGGAAAGGAUGCUCUCACACUCUUUGAGAGGUUCUUAAAUGAAGGACUUCAUCCCAUGAAUGUAACCUUUGUGGGGGUUCUGAAUGCUUGUAGUCGAGCAGGUUUGGUUAAGGAGGGCAGACAUUAUUUUCAGAUGAUGACAGAUAGCUAUGGCAUUGAGCCGGAGAUGGAGCAUUAUGGCUGCAUGGUUGAUCUCUUAGGACGAGCUGGUUUAGUAUUUGAGGCUAUCAAAGUGAUUGAGAGCAUGGCUAUCUCACCAGACCCGGUGUUGUGGGCAAUGGUUCUGUGUGCUUGUAGGAUUCAUGGAUUAGCAGAAUUGGGUGAAAAAAUUGGGAAUAGACUAAUAGAACUGGACCCAACCUAUGAUGGACAUUAUGUGCAAUUAGCUAGUAUUUAUGCCAAUUCCAGGAAAUGGGAAGAUGUAGUUAGAGUUCGAAGAUUGAUGGCUGAGAGAAACACUAGUAAAGUUGCAGGUUGGAGCUUGAUAGAAGCCCGAGGAAAAGUACAUCGAUUUGUUGCAGGGCAUAGAGAGCAUGAGCAGUCUCUAGAGAUACAAAAGAUGCUUGAAAUAAUUGAAACUCGGUUAGCAGCAGCUGGCUAUGUUCCCAACGUUUCACCUGUCUUACAUGAUAUUGGAGAGGAAGAAAAGGAGAAUGCAAUUAAGGUGCACAGUGAGAGGUUAGCUAUUGCAUUUGGUCUUCUGGUUACAGGGCCUGGAAGUUGCAUUCGGAUUGUGAAGAACCUGAGGGUUUGUUGGGAUUGUCAUGAGGUGACCAAGAUGAUAUCAAGAGUGUUUGGAAGGGAGAUAAUUGUAAGGGAUGGGAGCAGAUUUCAUCAUUUUAAGGAAGGGAAAUGCUCAUGUCUAGAUUAUUGGUAGAGUAAAAGUAUUCGUUGUUAGUUUGUUUUCUUUCAUUAGGUCUUUGCUGGAAGUUUCCAGCUUAGUCUCUGUGUGGCAGGUGCAGCGUAGCUGGACCCAAUUCUGGGAAAAUUGUGAAGCUGCAAAUGCAUUAACUUCCAGCAUAAAAGUAGCUACCCUAUUUAUAGCAUGGAAUGAAAGGAGUUGUCUUGUUAGCAAUGUAAAGGUUAGGGUUUUCAGCAUCAUUUUUUGGUAUGUUUCUUCCAAUGCGUAAUAUUCGUUACAUAAUGAUGGGGCAGCAAAUUUUCCAAUUUUACCAAUGCGUGCCAUAUGCCACCCACAAACUUUCUGCAUAAUGCAGUAGUAAGCCUUAUUAACCCUGGAACAGGCUAUUUCGUAAUGAUUUUGUGAAAUCUUAUUUCUGAAGUAGCCUAUAUUAUAAAUAGAAUACCUGUAUUUUAUCUUAAUGUCAAAAGAGAGGAAACCUAUGAAGAGAGUUUUGCCAUUCUCAUUCAAGAUAGUGCUGACUUUUGUAUUAUUUUUGGUGCUAGAAUGAUCAGCAAUAGAUCAUGUAGCAAAUUAUCUUUAGAAGAUUCUUUUACAUAGUUGCAAUCAUCUCUUAGCUUGUAUUUUAAACAGAGCUAUAAUUAUUGCUCAUUAGAAUUUAAUUAGAUUAGCCCAUAGCUGUCUGUAUACAGAAGUAUGUUUACUGGCUUGAAUUUGAUUCAAGUGUAUUGGCAAGUUGUUUGAUCAGACAUUUCCAUAAGGUUACGAUUGUAGAUAAUCUGUGCUAUUUUAGAUUCAUUAGCUAUUUUUGUUACUUCUGUGUUCUGAGUUAAAAACAAAGUACUAACAAUUUUCCAACGGAGAGUACUUUUAGCACAACUUCAUCAAGUUCUUUUGUGAAUUAAAUGACUAAAUACUCUCUUUUUCAGCUGAUUUGGUAAUUGCAUUGAUUCUGACCAGUAUUGUUCACCAUUCAUUUCUGUUCAAGUUCCAGUUAGAUAUCAGAGUUAACAAUAGAGGUAUAUGACAUGCAGAUUUUGGGGUUUCUGCACAGUUAACAAGAACAAUAUCUAGGAGAAAGAAUUUUGUAGGAACACCAUUCUGGACAGCUCCGGAGGUGAUUCAGAAUUCAGAAGGAUACAAUGAGAAGGUACUGUUCAAGACUUGGAGACUUUUUUUCAUUUAAAUUAUAAACAGUGUUGAGAGUGGUUUGUUUGUUCAGUGAUUGUAACAGCAUUUGUUAUUUAUGUUCAAAACAGUCAUCCAUGUUGAAAAAGAUGAUGCAAUUUGUUGGCUGUAAUAUGUAAAUUCUCUCUUUUAAAUAAGAUUUCGGUGAAGAUUUAUAA